Drosophila nasuta is the source of this 2010-nucleotide messenger RNA. RefSeq names its product prolyl 3-hydroxylase sudestada1-like. The record is from RefSeq and is a predicted model, not a curated record. Bases 118 to 1794 code for a protein of 558 amino acids. Gene Ontology annotation, cellular component: cytoplasm; GPI-anchor transamidase complex. NCBI's taxonomy places the organism in Eukaryota, Metazoa, Arthropoda, Insecta, Diptera, Drosophilidae. Gene Ontology annotation, molecular function: peptidyl-proline dioxygenase activity; iron ion binding; L-ascorbic acid binding. The transcript has 2 exons. Gene Ontology annotation, biological process: peptidyl-proline hydroxylation; regulation of translational termination; attachment of GPI anchor to protein.
CGAUAGAUAGAUAGCAUCGAUGCUCCUCCACCACUACUUCAGACGCUCGCUCAUGAUUUUCAUUUGAUUAAUUUUUGUUACAAAUUUAAAUUUAAUACAACAAACAGCGAACGCAAUAUGGAAAAGUGCAGUCCAUUGAAGGCCAAGCGAAAAGAUAAAUUAGACAACAAUGAAGACAAACUACAUGCAGCCGCCGCCGUCAGCGACGACGAAGCGCCACAAAAGAAGCUGGCGCGCCUUAGCGAUGGAGCAGCAGUGGAUGCAGCCGAUGCAGGAGAAGCAGGCGAUAGCGACGUAAACUUGGCGUUGAAUGGCGCUUAUCAGAAAAAGGAUGUGACGCAAUGGCUGCAGACAGCGUGGUCCACAAAGCAGGCGACGCAACCCGCACGUGAUGAUAAAACCGGCGCACAAAUCUACAGUGAACCCUUUCAAAUUUGCCUGCUACCCGAGCUGCUGACACAGGGACGCACGCAGGCUCUAGUGCACGAGAUGAUCAACAAAGUGCACUGGUCACGCAAGCAAAUGGAUCUCUAUGAGUUCUAUCAGAGCACCGAUCUGUCAAACAUGGCAGAGUGUCACUUGCUUACCAAUUUCCUGCAGCUGCUGCGCAAACAAGUGCGUCCCUGGCUGGAAGAGGUCACUGGACUGAAGCUAGACUAUGUCUCAGCCUCCUGCAGCAUGUAUACGUGUGGUGACUAUUUGUUGGUGCAUGAUGAUCUGCUUAAGGAUCGGCAAAUUGCCUUCAUUUACUAUCUAUCGCCGUGGGAGGGCGCGGAGGAGUGGAACGAAGAACAAGGCGGCUGUUUGGAGAUAUUUUCAAGCGACGAACAAUGCUUUCCACAGUUUCCGGUGCAGCGCAAAAUUGCGCCUAAGAACAAUCAGUUUGCAUUCUUUAAAGUUGGUGCACGUUCCUUUCACCAGGUGGGCGAGGUAACCACCUUUGAUUAUCCGCGUCUCACCAUCAACGGCUGGUUCCAUGGCGCCACCAACGAAGCCUUUGUGGCGGACUCUUCGCGCGCCUUUCCACGCCUCAGCUACCUGCAACCGGACAUCAACAAUAGGCCCAAACUCGGCCUCCUGCUGAACGAUGUCUAUCUAAAGGCGGCAACUUGCCGCAGCAUACAGAAACGCAUCGAGGAGAACUCGGAGAUUUGCCUCUACGAAUUCUUUAAACGCGAAAAGUUCGAGCUGGCACGGGCUCAACUUCUGAAUGAUGAAACACUGAGCUGGCGACGCCAAGGACCCGCCAAUGCGCACAACUACGAGGUGCUGGAUCUGAGCACAGCCAAGGGAACGGUGGAGGAACUGCUGCAACUGUUUCGCAGUAAUGCCAUGUUCCAUUUGCUGCGCGACUUUACCGACCUGGAUCUGUAUGGCGUUGAUGCCAUCACGCCCACCUGCAGCGUUGAACUGCAGCGCUGGUCGCAUGGCAAUUACACAGUGCUGGGCGAUGGCCUGGUUAGCGAGGACAACACUUUGGAUUUGGUUUACUAUCUGAAUGCAGCCGAGGGCGCUGCUGUGAUAACAUAUCUCUCGCCAGAGGUUGAGCAGCGUUCAGCAGCUGUGGAAAAUGGCCAAAAUGUCAGUGGCGAUGCAGAGCAAACGCUGGACGAAGAGGAGGAGGAAGAAGAGUGCCAUGAUGAUUCCGUGCUGUUGACCAUCACUCCGGUUGAUAAUGCUUUGAACAUUGUCUAUCGCUGUGAGGGCACCACAAAGUUCACGAAAUACGUGUCCCGCAACACGCCGCUGGACAAAGGGCCUGUCUUUGUUAUUUCGUGCAGCUACAAGGAGUAAAUCCAAUCUGAAACUAUGCCGCCGAUGCCACACGUACAAGCCACAAAUUUUGUUGUUAGACUGGCAAAUGCACAAACCCCCAGAUUUGUAGCUUUGUUUAGCUGAAAAGAAACUUGCAUUAUACAUUUGUAAAUGUUGAUUGUAUACAAAACAAAAAAAAUAAACACAAAAAAAAAAACAAAAAUCUAAAAAGCGCAAUAAAAUUAUGUAUAAAAA